UUUAGCAAGUUGAGUUCAGUGAAGGUUUUUGCUAAAAAUUAAAUAGUUGUUGAAAUGAUCGAUUAUUCAUUGUUGGAGUCUGCCACAAAUAAUUUCAGCGAGCAUAAUAUCUUAGCUGACGGGGGAGUUUGCUGUGUAUACAAAGCUACUUUCAGCAACGAAGUCCUUGCUGUCGUGAAGAAAUUAGAUGGUAGUGGGCUGGAAUAUGAGAGAAUGUUUCAGAAUGAGCUGAAACUUUUUGAAAGAAUCAGGCACCCAAAUAUUGUCUCUCUUUUGGGUUAUUGCAUUCAUGGGCAGUCCAGAUUUCUUGUUUAUGAAUUCUUGCCAAAUGGCUCAUUGGAAUCACUAUUGCAUGGUAUUGGGCAACCCUUUCGUGGAUCAGCUUUAACUUGGCACUUGAGGAUGAAAAUUGCACUUGAUACAGCAAGAGGACUGGAAUAUCUGCAUGAGAAUUGUAACCCUCCUGUGAUUCAUAGAGACUUGAAAUCAUCUAAUAUUCUUCUUGAUUCACAGUUCAACGCCAAGAUUUCAGAUUUUGGACUUGCAAUUUGUGAUUACAACCAAAACAAAGCCAAUGUCAAACUUUCAGACACAUUAGAUCAUGUCGCUCCGGAGUAUGUUUUAGAUGGUAAGCUUACUGAGAAGAGUGAUGUCUAUGCAUUUGGAGUUGUUCUUCUCGAGCUUCUGUUGGGAAGAAAGCCUGUUGAAAAAAUGUCUUCUACUCAGAAUCAAUCUAUUGUCACUUGGGCCAUGCCUCAACUAACAGAUCGAUCAAAGCUUCCAAGCAUAGUAGACCCCAUAAUUCGAGAUACAAUGGACUUGAAACAUCUGUACCAGGUUGCAGCUGUUGCUGUGCUAUGCGUUCAACCAGAAGCAAGUUACAGACCAUUGAUAACGGAUGUGCUCCACUCUCUGAUACCAUUGGUGCCAGUUGAGCUUGGAGGAACGCUUAAAUUUGCAGAGAGAUCAUCACAACAAAGCUAAAUGCUUUCUUCAUUCUUUGUUUCACUACUAAUUAUAUGCAUUGGUGAUUGUGUUACUUCCUUUUGAGUUUAUCUUCAUCAGUUGUUUUUUGGUGUUGGAAAAGUUGUAGCUUUGUUGAUAUGUUAAACAAAAAAUACAGAAUGAGACAUGCUUCAAUCUUUAUGAAUGGAAAAUAAUGGAUGUGAUUAUUCUGAUCAGAGUUUGAUCA
This is a messenger RNA of Phalaenopsis equestris, 1192 nucleotides long. Its product is annotated as probable receptor-like protein kinase At1g80640. Gene Ontology annotation, molecular function: ATP binding; protein kinase activity. NCBI's taxonomy places the organism in Eukaryota, Viridiplantae, Streptophyta, Magnoliopsida, Asparagales, Orchidaceae. The record is from RefSeq and is a predicted model, not a curated record. Gene Ontology annotation, biological process: protein phosphorylation.